AGCUGAAGCCCCGCACGGCGCGGCUGCACAUGGCGCGGCCCCGCUCGGCGGCAAGGUCUCGCUGCGGGAAGCGGAGCGGAGCCAGCCCCCGAGGGGAAACGCCUGCCCCCGAAGAAGGGGCUGCCCGGAGCCGGCCCCCGCCUCGCCGCGCCGCCCGGAGCCGGAGGCGCCCGAAGGGAAAAGUUGCGUGCGGGGCCGGGCCGGGCGCGAUGCCGGGGCGCGGCGCGCUCUGCCUGGGGCUGCUGCUGCCCGUCCUGCUGGGCUGCGGAUCGGCACAGCCCGGCGGCUGCCCGGCCCUCUGCGAGUGCUCGGAGCCGGCCAGGACGGUGAAGUGCGUGAACAGGAACCUGACGGCGGUGCCCCCCGACCUGCCGCCCUACGUGCGCAGCCUCUUCAUCACCGGCAACCCCCUGACCGACCUGCCGGCCGGCGCCUUCCCCGCCCAGCGCCUGCCCGACCUCGCUUCCCUCAACCUCAGUGGCAACCACCUGCGGACCGUGGAGGCCGGCUCCCUCGCCCUGCCCGCCCUGCGGCAGCUGGACCUCAGCGGCAACGCGCUGGUCUCCUUCAGCCCGCAGGCGCUCGGGGAGGGCGGCAGCCCGCUGGAGGAGCUGCUCCUCCGCGGGGCCCUGCGCGACCACGGCGUGCUGCUCAGCCUGGCCGCCCUGCUGCAGUCCGGGGCCCUGCGCAACCUCAGCCGCCUGGAGCUGGCCGACAACGGGCUGCUGCUGCUGCCCGCCGGCAUGUUCACCGCCCUGCCGGCCCUGCGGCUGCUGGACCUCAGCAACAACUCCCUGGUGGGCCUGCGAAAUGUCUCUUUCCAGGGACUGGGCCAGCUGCAGAGCCUCAACCUGAGCGAUAACUCCCUGGGCGUGCUGUGGAACAGCACCCUGGCCCAGUUCCGCAGCCUGCCCGUGCUCCGGCACAUCGUCCUGCGCCACAACGCCUGGGUCUGUGACUGUGCCAUCGAGGACCUGGUGGCCUGGCUUAAAGAGAGCGACCAGGUGGAGGGCAAAGAAGCCCUGACCUGUGCCUCCCCUGACAAGAUGUUGGGCAAAGCCCUGCUGAAGAUCAAUGGCUCGGACCUGAACUGCUCCGUGCCCAUAGACCUGCCCUCCCAGCUUCAGACUUCAUACGUCUUCCUGGGGAUAGUCUUGGCUCUCAUUGGGGCCAUAUUCCUCCUAGUUUUGUACUUGAACCGAAAAGGAAUCAAAAAGUGGAUGCACAACAUCAGAGAUGCCUGUAGGGAUCACAUGGAGGGCUACCACUACAGAUACGAGAUCAACGCAGACCCCAGGUUAACAAACCUCAGCUCCAACUCGGAUGUCUGACAAAAUGCCCCGGAUGCAGGGCAGUGCAAAGUACCUAUGCAUGAAAAGUAGACUUAUGCUUUACCCUUGUGCUUGCUUCCAUCUCCCCUGAAAAGUCUCAGACAUGCUUGUAACUUGAGGGGGAUAUGCCUCCCUGUGAUGUCAAGUUAAUUUUUGUUUUGAGACACUGAACUGCUGAGCAUGGCGUUCAGCUGUGUGUAGGAAACAAGCUGCUACUUAUUUUCCUCCUUACCUGUCUGCACUUGUGGGAAAUUUUUCAAGUUGUCAAAAGAAAAAAAGGAUUCUCUCUGAUGAUCCAAAGCCACCAGAGUUUAUAAAACGUUUACUAAUGCAGACGCCAUUCAACAAAAGCUGCCUCAACUUUUUGGGAAAAAAAAAUGUUAUGUUCCUCUGUGCCAGUUUUGAUCUUGUAUAUCUGAAUUAAGAUGUGAUGAUUACAUUUCAUAGACUAUCUUGAGAUUUUAAAAACCAAACAAACUCCUUUUAACAGCUCUUCAGAAGGAAAUCAAAUAGCAAGCAUGCACAAAUACUGUAUAGUUUUACAUGUUAGGAAAUUUAUGAUCUCAGUAAGUCUCUUACUAUUUUGUAGUUAUUUUUGACUGCAGUUUACGUGACUUGACAGAAUUUUUUUAUACGAACUGCAUCUAAACUCCAUCUAAACUCAGUCUGAACUGUUAGAUUCAAUAAACAGUCUUACAAGAACUGUUGUGUUUGCUGUUCAAUGAGAAAAGUAUGGACAUCUAAGAAUGUGAAUAGUGCUAUAAUCUCCGAAGUAAUAGCCCUGAAGUAGUAAUAUGAAUAAAAGUUUAUACAAAUGUUUAGCUUAGAGCCAUAAAUGUUUGACAACUUUGUGAUAUAUGCUAGGAGAAUUACACUGAGCUUAAUUACACUGAGAAUUAAACGACGGGAGCAGUUUCACUUGGCACAAACCCCUCAGACUGCCCUCUGAAAGCACCUGCAUAAUGUCAAGACAGAUGCUAGGGUCUACCUUCCUGGGAAGGCACAAGCUAAUAGAAUUUUCAUAAGGUCUUCUCUACCAAAUUAAAAAGCAAAAAAACAACCAAAUUAAAUUGUGGAGUACGUAAGCUAAAGAACAUUUUACCUGAAUGGAGUGGCUUAUUAUAAAAAACCAUACUUGUGUGUCCUGAACUAAAUUAAAUGCAGCUCAAUCGUGCGGUCAGGAAGCUCUAGGCUUAUGCAUCACUACAGCAGUUAUUAGAUUGCUGUUCCUUUUUAAGGCCUUGGUACUUGUGAGGUUCUGUAGCGAUCUACUUCCAGUAACUCGAUGGAACUUUACAUUUAUAUUUAUGCAUUUAACAGGUGCACUUCAGUAUGGUAUGUUGCUUGCUACUUGCUUGGGAAUGCAUUUUCUUGUAAAUAGAUAAAGCAUGCAAAAGAACCCUUCAGAAUGCCUAAUUUAAGAUGCAACUCUGACCACAUAUAGAAAGGUUAGCAAGAACCUUGCAGUGGCUGCCAAUAAUUAGUGCACUUUUUCUAAUAUAUUUAUGGUUUUUUAAUGAAAAAAAAAAUACACCAGCUGUAAAAGUGUGAUGUGACUUGAUAUAUAUCAGUUUAUCUGUGGAGCUUUUUCCAUGGUCACUGUUACUUGAAGCUUUUGAGCAUCUCUCAAAUUUUAUGAAUUGCUGGCUAAUUCCUUUUGCUUUCGAAAGUGACAGUUUUCUCAUAGAUGUAUACAUUUGGUAAGAGCUCAAAUACAAAAUAGUCUUUAAAGUAUCAGAAAAAAUAUAAUCUAUUUUGGGCAUUGGUAUUAUUCAAAAGUGUUUCUCAUCUUGCGACUUCAGACAAAGCAAGUAGCACAAUUUGCUUUUGAUUCAUUUUCUACUGCUUUAAAUUGGAUUUGUUUAACAGCAGUGAUUUUUUUUAUGUACUUAUGUGCAUUUACCCUUACAAGUAAAAAAAAGAAUGGAUAUUAAGUACAACUAUCAUUUUGUAAAUCAGUAUAUUUUGCAAUUAAUGUGGAAUAAGUGAUAGCAUAUUUUCCUGCUGUAAUUUGAAUGUAUGAGCAAUAUCUGGAUAAUGGCAUAUUAAUUAAAUUUGUCAAUUCUUACAAAGCAGGCUGCCCGUCUCAAUAUUAGCUGCCCAUAUUUUAAGGAUAGUGUGAAAACCCCCGUGUGAAGAACUGUUGCUGUUGCCACUAUGCAAACCCUUCAUACUUGGUGUACAUCAGAUAGGUUAUGUAAGAAUUUACAGUGGCUGCGCCGUGUGCUUCGUUGUAUCCGUUAUCGUGGAGAUUAUCAAUUUACACUUACCUGUACAGUGCCAAGAGGAGUAGAGCAUCAUCCUUGCUUAAGAUGCUCCUGUAAUACAAUAGAUAAAAUAUGUGCAAACCAAGCCAUUUCUUGGGCAAUUUCCUGAGUUUUGUUAACAGAUACUUUAACUACAGUAAAAGCAAUUAUCCGUGAUGUGCUAAUGUAACAGCCGUGUGUUUGUGGAGCUGUGUAAGGACAGGCAGCGACUUUCAUUGCAGUCUCUCACCAAUGGAGCAAGUAUUUGUAUAGUGAGCAAGUGUGACUGUUGUUACUGUUACUACACAUAUUAUUCUAAAGAUUAUUAUUACUAUUAUUUUUGUAUCUUAGUCAAUGUAAUAGAAAUUUAUUAGAGAUCUGGUGACAGCUGCUUAAAAACAAUUUUUGUUAUUUGCUUACAUGUGUAUUUAUUAGGAUGUAACAUUUAGCAUGUGUCAGUGUUGUGUUGGAUGAUGUUCCCCUACAGUGUUUGACCAAUAGUGAAUGCUUUGGUGUUUUGUACAAUGCAUUAUUUGAUCUUAAAUUCCCUUCCAUAAACAGUGCUUGAAAUUUGUUUUGCUUUUCUUUUACAAAAUAAUUAACAGUGGUACUCAGAUGACACAUAAAAGUAGCUCCCACACUGCUCCAGAACGUGGUUAAAAACGAAACACUUAAAAAAUAAUUAGUUUCAACUUUCUUCUGAAGCACAUUUUAUAAUCCUACUCUGCUUUGACACCUGGGAUUCCAAUUGACUACUUCCAACUGACUGUUUCCAGAGCAGCUUAUUCAUUCAUUCUUUGUUAAAACACAUGUAGUUCUAAAUCCCUCUAAAAUAUGUUUUGUAUACAUAAAUCCCCUAAGUUCUGUGUGACAUAGUUGUCGCUGAAAAACAUCCAGACUAUAAAGUACUGGAUAAAUCUUCAUAAAAGGCUGCACAGCUUAGAAGCAGAAAGGAUAAUUUUUCCAAGGUUUAUCUGCUUUGUUAAAGCUAGUUUUAGUUGUAGCAAUCUCAUAAUUUUCUUAGAAAAAUAGCACAAGUAAUUAACAUAGUUUUAAUAUAUUUUAUUAAAACACUUUGGAUAAGUGAUGUUGCCGGGUAAACAAAUUCCCCCAAACCUCCUCUAACCAAGGUAGCUUUAAAUUAGAUCAUUUUUAUUUUACUAGAUAAUAUUUAUUUUACCAAGCCAUAAUAUUGCCAGUAAUUCUGACAUCCAGAAAUAGUUUGAAGUUUUGCAACAACUGCUUCAAAUCUUUUCACUGUGGGUAAUUUACUUUUUCAGCACUGGUGACAGUCCCCAGUGACACGGCAGCAAGCAGAGCAGUCUGCUCAGACCCGCAUUCUGUUGUUGACUGAGAUGUCACUGAAAACAGGCAUGGCAAAUUAUUCAAAAUAUGACUGCACUAGGAUCUCAACUCUCAUUAUUCUUCUAGCAUUUUCCCUGUGGUAUACUCCAGUCUUUCUGCAUCUGCAUAAUUUCUUUUUUGCCUCAUUUUUUCAAGAAAUCCAUUAAAAAGAGUAUCAUGAAUCUGCACAGGUAGAGAAAUCAGUCUGACUGCACCAAUAUAUUGAGGUUUAGCAUCUUUAUUUUUCUUUAAGCCUUAAUGUGGAAAAGAGCCUUUGUCAAAGUGGACAGAAUGAAAAUUUGAUAUGCACUUUUUCUUUCUCUUUAGCAGCUGAAUUUUCAAGAAGAACCAUUCAUUCUCAGCAUAUGAUGAAGGAAAAUAGCAUUUGGUAAGAAAAAUGUUUUGGUUUCAAGCUUCCAAAAUGACAUUUAUAUUCCAUAAGAGAAAGUGUAAGGGAGAAGCUUGUGAAGGAAACAGAGAUAUCUCUUCGUAAUGGGUCAGCACUGGAAGUCACAAUGCUAUGGAUAGGAACAAUUCCUGAUUGAAUCUGUCCAUUACCUUCUGGUCAUUUUUGUAGGUUCAGCUCAAAUUUCUUCCUGUUGCUAUAAACAGAAACAUUUUGUUAACAAGUGCUGUCCCAUCUUACAAUAUUUCCAGUGAAGGUGUUUCCACUGUGAGUUUCUUGUGGAAUAUAAUAGAAGAUUGAAUUUAAUUCAGUGCCUGCUGAUUUAAUAAUGAUCAGAUCAAGCUCAUAACUUAAUAAUCCUUUUUUUUUUUUUUUUUUGCAAAUAUGCUGCUUACAAGGGCAAAAGACCUUGGCUUGAAAUCAAACAAUAAAAGCCCAAUUAAAAAAAAAAAAACAAAAAAACAAAAACAGGAGAUAGAUAGAAAGCAGAACAUUUGGAAAGUGCAGCACUCAUUUAGGUACUUCACUCAGAAAAGAGGCAAACCAGUGGGAGCUGAGGGUCCUUUGGUGAUACAGGAGUAAGUGUACUCUGUUAGCUUCCCAAGUCAAUACAGCAGUAGCAGAAAAGUGAUGCUUUAUACCAACACAAUAAACGUAAGAGCACUUCUCUCCCACAUUGAAAAAAACCCCACCAAGCCUUUAGAAGGAAAAGUACAGGUUUGCAGUAUAAGUAUGUCCUUAAAAAGGACUUUCACUUUCUCAACUGUGUUACAAUUUAUGUGUUGUCACAUCCUUGGAAAACCUUGCUAUGCCAGAAGUCAUCUGUUGCGUAGGCAAAGCUUGAAAUCAGUAUUUGCAUUCCCAAUGUUAGCCUAAAUAGAAAAAGCAAACUAUUAAGGAAAUUAAACCAGUACUUUAGACAGCAUAUUUGUGGUAUAGUUAAUAAUUUAAUAUUUGCAAUUACUUACAUUUUUCAAAGUAUUCACUAGAUAACUUUUCCUAUCUGAUGGUAGACUAGCAGAAAAACAGAUUUGUGUUUCCAGUAAUUAUGCAUGAAAGCAUCUGAAUAAAUUAGCAAUAUUUCAGUACAUACGGUGAUGAAAAUGCUAGAAAUCUUGUGUUCUAGAAUGUUUCAAUGUUACAGAAAUGUUAGAUGUGCAAGAAACAGCUGUAACUUUCUGAUUGAAGUUUGGUUUCCUAAUUAAAAAAAUAUUCUUGAGGAAAACCCCAAUAAAAUAUUUACCAGAUUGCUUAUACAUGUUA
Messenger RNA from Melospiza georgiana, 6590 nucleotides. It is a transcript of the gene TPBG, whose product is annotated as trophoblast glycoprotein. Gene Ontology annotation, cellular component: plasma membrane. Gene Ontology annotation, molecular function: protein binding. The transcript is spliced from 2 exons. Gene Ontology annotation, biological process: negative regulation of canonical Wnt signaling pathway. The record is from RefSeq and is a predicted model, not a curated record. Lineage: Eukaryota; Metazoa; Chordata; Aves; Passeriformes; Passerellidae. Bases 30 to 1331 code for a protein of 433 amino acids.